Molecule: messenger RNA, 1854 nt
Organism: Didymodactylos carnosus
Lineage: Eukaryota; Metazoa; Rotifera; Eurotatoria; Philodinida; Philodinidae
Source: the annotation of a GenBank genome assembly
AUGUGUCGUAUUCCAGUUAAACCACAAACACCAAUCGAUUAUUAUUAUAAAUCAUCACAAGAGUUAUUGGAUCAAGCUGAUGUUCACUAUAGAUAUGGUCGAUUAGAAGAAAGUUUCAUAUUAUAUUCACGAUAUAUCAUUCUGCAUGCUGAAGGAUUGAGAAAACUUCAUCCCAAUUAUUCUUUGGUAUCGAAUAUAGAAAAAAAUCACGUAAAUGAGGUAAUUAAAACAAGAGCAUUUCCACGUGCUGAAGAACUCAAGAAAAAACUUCAAGAUAAAUAUGAACAAAAUAUUAGUCUCUCAUCGGAUGAACUCAAACGAGUAGAAUCUUCGGAUGUUAGUGAAAAUAGUACUUUUACAAAAGGAGCAAAUAAUCACAAUGAAAAUGAUGUUGUACCUCAAAAAAUUAAAUCAAAUUAUGUUGAUUCUCAGCCAGGAUUAAUAACAAAAAAUAUGUCUGUUGUACCGGCAACGGAUAAUGUUCAAUUUCAGAUUAGAAAAGAACCCCAAGUUGAUCGUUCAACAAAGCCGAAUUAUUCAAAUUUGAUAUCUUAUCGUCGUGUUGUUAUACCAUCAGAUAUAACUACAACAUUUUUGAAUGUUGCUCAACAAAAUACAACACGAAAUAUUGAAACAUGUGGAGUUUUAGCGGGAUCAAAGACAGAUAAUAAUCAAUACAUAAUUACACAUAUUGUUGUUCCAAAACAAAAUGGAGGUCCAGAUUCAUGUGAUACAGAGAAAGAGGAAGAAAUGGUUGAAUAUAUUACAAGCAAUGAUUUAAUUACUCUAGGAUGGAUACAUACGCAUCCUAGUCAAACAGCAUUUUUAUCAAGUGUCGAUUUGCAUACUCAUUUAUCAUAUCAGAUAACUGGUAUAUUUUCAUUAACAAAUGAUCGAGGUAUUCCAGUUCUAUCAACAUGCAAUAAAACGGGUUUUCAUGAACAUGCAAAUAAUCCACCAUUAUAUCAGUUAGUAGUUUGCCAACGAAAUCAUAAAUUCAAUGUCAAUGGUGAAUACUCCUGCCAUGUUUCGACAAUUUAUCAAUCAAAAAUACAGUGGCAUUUUUUAUCUAGCGGACGAACAAUGCAUGUCAAUAUUUUAGCCUCAUCUGAAGGAAGAAUGGGUUAUCCAUCCGAAAAGUAUGAGCCAACAACAAUAACUGCUCUAGAUAAAGAAGAAGACAAAAACAUCAAACCAUUAAUUAGUGGUUUAUAUAAUGAUGGAUUCCAGUUGAACAACGAAAUUCGAAUUGUCGGUGCAGUGUUUGCUUUUCCUAGACAAUUUAUUUGUUGGAAUGUUUUUGAACCAGAAGAUAUGACACCGGAGUCUUUAUCGAUUUUAUCUGUUAUAGAACCGAAACCGGAUAUUUUUAUAUUAGGAAUUGGUUCACCAAACAAUCAGUUACCGAAAGAAACAAUUAAAUAUCUCAAAGAUCUCAGAAUUGGCUUUGAAAUAUUACCGACAACUCAAGCUGUUGAAACUUACAAUUUUUUAUUAAAUGAUGACCGUUUGGUAUAUGGUGCAUUUUUUCCCGAAAAAGAUAUUAAAGAUUCAAUGUAUGGAUUACGUCAAGCAAUAGCAAAAAGCCAAUAUUACGAAUCAACCGAAGAUUAUACAAAAGGCGAAUCUUUAAGUGAUUCACUACGAAAUGUUGUUGAGACAUAUCGAGCAUCAAAAUUGGGAUCAGAUAAAAAAUAUAUACAAUCACCAUUAAUGGGAAAAAACAGUACAGAUGAAAAUGAGAGUCAGAUUAAUAUAUCAAAUUCGGAGGUGAAAUCAUUAACAGGAACAAGCGUCAAGGAAAAGAGAGCGACAAAAAAAUUAACUAAUAAUGAUGAAAUAAAUAAAGCUUAG